Molecule: messenger RNA, 2512 nt
Organism: Prionailurus viverrinus (fishing cat)
Lineage: Eukaryota; Metazoa; Chordata; Mammalia; Carnivora; Felidae
Gene: CPXM1
Product: carboxypeptidase X, M14 family member 1
Exons: 14
Coding region: 207-2396 (729 amino acids)
Biological process (GO): proteolysis
Molecular function (GO): zinc ion binding; metallocarboxypeptidase activity
Source: RefSeq, a predicted model, not a curated record
CUGUCGCCGGCGCACCGCCCGGGCCCUGCCCUGCCCACCCCUCCCCUCCCGGGUCCCAGGCCCGCGGGCGUGCGGUGGGCGGGCCGGAGGCGCAGGGGGCGUGCGGCGGCGGCAGGAAGGGGCGGGGGGCUCCCGAGCGCCCGGCAGGAAGAGACAAACCCACCGACCGCAGCAGGCCCCGCGCAUCCGCACCUUUGGACUCAGCCAUGUGGGGUCUCCUGCUCGCCUUGGCCACCUUCGCGCCUGCCGUCGAUCUGGGUCUGGGGACGCCCGGCGCCUCCGGGCUGGGCCUCGCGCCGCCCGCUACCACCAAGGCCCCGGUCUCGACCCUGGCCCCGAGUAGCAACCCGGCACAGCAGCCCUCGGGGAAGAAUAACGAACAGCACGUCCGGAUUCGCUUUGUCAAGAAGAAAAAGGUCAUUAUAAAGAAAAGAAAGAAGCUAACUAGACCCAGACUGCUGGUGACUACCGGGCCUCCAGUGAUCACCACCCCUGCGGGAGCCCUUGACCUCCCAGAGGAGAAGGAACCAGGCUGCCCCCCUUUGGGCCUGGAGUCCCUGCGAGUUUCAGAUAGCCAGCUCGAGGCAUCCAGCAGCCAGUCCUUUGGUCUUGGACCACACCGGGGACGGCUCAACAUCCAGUCAGGCCUGGAGGAUGGUGAUCUCUAUGAUGGGGCCUGGUGUGCUGAGCCUCAGGAUGCUGAGCCGUGGCUUCAGGUGGAUGCCAGGCACCCCACCCGCUUCUCAGGCAUUAUCACACAGGGCAGGAACUCUGUCUGGAGGUACGACUGGGUCACAUCAUACAAGGUCCAGUUCAGCAAUGACAGCCGGACGUGGUGGGGGAGCAGGAACCGUACCAGUGGGAUGGAUGCGGUAUUUCCUGCCAAUUCAGACCCAGAGACACCGGUGCUGAACCUCCUGCCUGAGCCCCAGGUGGCCCGCUUCAUUCGCCUGCUGCCCCAGACCUGGCUCCAGGGAGGCGAUUCCUGCCUCCGGGCAGAGAUCCUGGCCUGCCCUGUCUCAGAUCCCAACGACCUAUUCCCUAAGGCCCCUGCACUGGGAUCCUCUGAUCCUUUGGACUUCCGGCAUCACAAUUACAAGGCCAUGAGGAAGCUGAUGAAGCAGGUGAACGAGCAGUGCCCCAACGUCACCCGCAUCUACAGCAUUGGGAAGAGCCACCAGGGCCUGAAGCUGUACGUGAUGGAAAUGUCGGACCACCCUGGCCAACAUGAGCUGGGAGAGCCCGAGGUGCGCUAUGUGGCCGGCAUGCAUGGGAAUGAGGCCCUGGGGCGGGAGUUGCUCCUGCUUCUGAUGCAGUACCUGUGCCGUGAGUUCCUGCGAGGGGACCCGCGGGUGACCCGGCUGCUCACCGAGACACGUAUUCACCUGCUGCCCUCCAUGAACCCUGAUGGUUAUGAGACUGCCUUUCGCCGGGGCUCGGAGCUGGUAGGCUGGGCAGAGGGCCGCUGGAACCAGCAGGGCAUUGACCUUAACCAUAAUUUUGCUGACCUCAACACACCGCUGUGGGAAGCAGAGGAUGACGGGCUAGUGCCUGACACCGUCCCCAACCAUCACCUGCCACUGCCCACUUACUACACCCUGCCCAACGCCACCGUGGCUCCCGAAACGCGGGCAGUGAUCGAGUGGAUGGAGCGGAUCCCCUUUGUGCUGAGCGCCAACCUCCACGGGGGUGAGCUCGUGGUGUCCUACCCGUUUGACAUGACUCGGACCCCGUGGGCUGCCCGUGAACUCACGCCCACCCCGGAUGAUGCCGUAUUCCGCUGGCUCAGCACCGUCUAUGCUGGCACUAACCGGGCCAUGCAGGACCCAGACCGCCGACCCUGCCACAGCCAAGAUUUCUCCUUGCACGGCAACAUCAUCAACGGCGCUGACUGGCACACAGUCCCCGGGAGUAUGAAUGACUUCAGCUACCUGCACACCAACUGCUUUGAGGUCACCGUGGAGCUGUCCUGUGACAAGUUUCCUCACGAGAACGAGCUGCCCCAGGAGUGGGAGAACAACAAAGAUGCCCUCCUCACCUACCUGGAGCAGGUGCGAGUGGGCAUUGCAGGAGUUGUGCGGGACAAGGACACAGAACUCGGGAUUGCCGAUGCUGUCAUUUCUGUGGACGGGAUUAACCACGAUGUAACAACAGCAUGGGGCGGGGAUUACUGGCGCCUGCUGACCCCAGGGGACUAUAUGGUGACCGCCAGUGCUGAGGGCUAUCACUCAGUGACGAGGAGCUGCCGGGUCACCUUUGAAGAGGGCCCAGUGCCCUGCAAUUUCCACCUCACCAAGACUCCCAAACAAAGACUUCGAGAACUGCUCGCCUCCGGGGCCAAAGUGCCCCCAGACCUUCGGAGGCGUCUGGAGCGCCUGAGGGGGCAGAAGAAUUAACACCUCCAGGUGAACAGCCCCAGAGCCUUGGGCAGGCUGGACCUGUCCAGAACUGAAAGCGGGAGGGACAGUGGGGGGAGUGGUGCUGAGGCUCAUUAAAGCUACUUGGUACCUCA